Molecule: messenger RNA, 944 nt
Organism: Pleuronectes platessa (European plaice)
Lineage: Eukaryota; Metazoa; Chordata; Actinopteri; Pleuronectiformes; Pleuronectidae
Gene: tmem220
Product: transmembrane protein 220
Exons: 6
Coding region: 31-591 (186 amino acids)
Source: RefSeq, a predicted model, not a curated record
GCUGCAGUGCGUCUGCUUUGCUACAUCUGUAUGUCCCGCAUGCCCGGGCGGGGACAUGCAAUCUCGGAGGAAACCAUGGGAGAAGUUUGUAAAGCCGAGUACACGGGGACAUGGCGUUUUCUGAUUUGGAAAAUUUGCAAUGUCUCCAUGUCUGUAUUCUUCGCUCUUGCCACAUAUGUUCAGAUCAAUGAUCCGGACGCUGGUUUGUGGAUGGUGGGGUAUGGAGUUCCUGCAGCUCUCUGUGCAUUGAUUGGCUUCAAACCCCAUUUGACAGAGACUUUGCCCUGGAGGCGUGUUGCAGAUCUCCACGUGAUGAUAUCUAGUGCUGUGAUUGCCACGUUAGGAUGGAAUCUUUAUAAAGGGAGGAUCACACACAUCUUCCAUCAGGAAGAGGGCAGAGAAAUUUCUGGUCUGUCAUUGACGGUUGUUUGGCUUCUCCUGUGCCGCCACUCUGGAAGGGCUCCGGUCGGGAUGCUCCGAGUCUCCACUGCCGUUGCCAUCACAGUCUUCCCCUUCGUGGCCUGGACUUACUACUACGUCAAUAAAGAGCUGAGAUCCAACUGGCCGUCACAUUGUAAAACUGCUAUUUAAACAUCAACUUCCUGCCAAUGUCUUCAUUGAUUAAGGUUCAUUUCCUGAUGUUGUUUUGACUGAAAAUGUGCAAUCAUGCUGCCAACAUAGUAAAGUAAGUUUCUAGUUUCAUUAAUGACAAACAAAUUUACUUUUUCAUCUAAUGUUUACCUUCAAGCUGUAUUGCAUCAAUAUUACAAACUCUGUGUUACAGAUCAAGUUAAUGUUUAAUUUUGGUCUCAUAAAGAUUAGACUAAAUGGAUGUGAUUGAUUUUCACAUUUACUCCGAUAUGUCUCUUUCAAAUGAAGUGCACUGUGUAAAUAAUGGACAAUGAAAUAAUAAAAAAGUUAAUCAAGUUGACCUUGAACAUAAA